AUUGCACAUGAAUCCGGUGUACAUAAAAUUAGUACCACUACAAUUAAAGAACCAAUCGAUAAAAUCCUUAAUUCACUUUCAAAGGAUACGAAUUUUACCAAUUUUCUUGAAAGGUCAUGCAAAGAAAAUCAUCUUAAAAUUGAGGAUGUUUGA
Dentiscutata erythropus is the source of this 153-nucleotide messenger RNA. NCBI's taxonomy places the organism in Eukaryota, Fungi, Glomeromycota, Glomeromycetes, Diversisporales, Gigasporaceae. The record is from the annotation of a GenBank genome assembly.